GACAGGCGCCUUCUCCGGGCUCCAGGGUGGACACCGGCUCGGGGACCGCGACGCGUCCUAGCUCCUCCGCCUGCCCAGAAGCCGAGCCGAAGCGGUGGGGUGCGGAGACCGGGAACAGCCCCUGAGGGCGGCGGUUAGACGCGGACGGCGCGGGGAGGCAGAGGGCAGGUGGAGGGGUGUUAGGGUGCAGAGGGGACAUGUUGACAGGACUCCGUACCCCAACACGGGCUCUUCCAGAAGCCCCACUUGCUCGCAGACUUCGAUGAUACCGUGUACUCUCCUUCUAAGACGGCGGUGGAGGUGCAGCCCCCGCCCUUGCGAGCAGAGUCCCAGACAGCACCCGCGUUAGAUCUGAGACACGGCUUCUCUCCGGCAGGUAAUGAAAGUCUCAGAGCUGACCCCAGAAGAGGAGAUAACUGGACCACAUGUGAACAUCCAGCCCCCUCUCCUAUGAUCGCAGUUAAUCUUCCUUGGUGACGUUGCAGCUCCCUCUUCCGUGUCCCAGCGAGAGGCAUUAUGAGCUUCUUGGACGAUGCUGCCGCAAAUGUGAACCAGGAAAGUACAUGUCUUCUAAAUGCACUACUACCUCAGACAGUAUAUGUCUGCCCUGUGGCCCUGAUGAAUACUUGGAUGCCUGGAACGAAGAAGACAAAUGCUUGCUGCAUAAAGUUUGUGAUAUGGGCAAGGCCCUAGUGGCGGUGGAGCCAGGCAACCGCACGGCCCCGCGACGUUGCGCCUGCACGGCCGGCUACCACUGGAGCCAGGACUGCGAGUGCUGCCGCCGCAACGCCGAGUGCGCGCCGGGCCUGGGCGCCCAGCACCCGUUGCAGCUCAACCAGGACACCGUGUGCAAGCCUUGCCCUGUAGGCUACUUCUCAAAUGCCUUUUCUUCCACGGACAAAUGCAAACCCUGGACCAACUGUACCAUCUUUGGAAAGACGGUAGAACAUCCCGGGACGGAGAAAUCAGAUGUGGUUUGCAGUUCUUCUCUGCCAUCUAUAAAGCCACCAAAUGAACCCCAGAUUGACUUGCCCAGCUUAAUCAUCCUGCUUCUCUUUGUGUGCGUGGCAAUAGUGGCUGCUGUCGUCUUUGGUGUUUACUAUAGGAAAAAAGGGAAAACACUAACAGCUAAUUUGUGGCACUGGAUCAACGAGGCUUGUGGUCACCUAAGUGGAAAUAAGCAGGAGUCCUCAGGUGACAGCACUAGUCAGCGUGAGGUGUGUGAAGCUGUCUUGCUGCUGACUCUGGAGGAGAAGAGGUUUCCAGAAGAUACGUGCUAUCCAGACGGUGGCAUCUGUGGGGGAGCAGGUGCAGGAGGCGGUCCCUAUGCACAGGGUGAAGAUGCCGGGAUGCUUUCCUUGGUCAGCGAGACCAAGACUGAGGGGGACCCCUUCAGGCAGAUUCCCAUGGAAGAUGAAUACAUGGACAGGCCCACCCAGGCCCCAGACUGUUUACUGUUACUCACUCAGCCUGGAAGCAAAUGCACACCCCCUUUCUCUGAGCCCCUGGAGGUGGGGGAAAAUGACAGUUUAAGCCAGUGCUUCACAGGGACAGACAGCACGGUGGAUUCAGAAAGCUGCAACUUCACUGAGCCCUUGUGCAGGACUGAAUGGAUUCCUGUAUCCCCUGAAAAGUACUUGCAAAAAGAGGUGGAGGGUAGCAACUGCCCCCACUGGGCAGCCAGAUCCAACUUGGCGGAUGGCUGCACAGGCUCUGGGAGCCCUCCUGGGGAGGACCGUGAACCCGUCACGGAUUCCCUGAAACAUGGACCCUUGCCCCAGUAUGCCUAUGGCAUGGGCCUUCCCCCUGAAGAAGCAGCCAGUGGGACAGAGAGGGAAGACCAGCCUGAGGACGGGGCUGAUGGGAGACUUCCAGGCUUGGCAAGGGGAGGCGCUGGGUCUGGAGGUUCCCCUAGUGACCAGCCACCUGCAUCUGGAAAUGUGACUGGAAACAGUAACUCCACGUUCAUUUCCAGCGGGCAAGUCAUGAACUUCAAGGGCGACAUCAUCGUGGUCUACGUCAGCCAGACGUCGCAGGAGGGCGCGGCGGGCGCGGGGGGCGCGGGGCCCGCGGAGCCGGUGGGCCGCCCGGUGCAGGAGGAGACCCUGGCGCGCCGCGACUCCUUCGCGGGCAAUGGCCCGCGCUUCCCGGACACGUGCGCGGGCCCCGCCGGCCUGCAGGAGCCGGAGCCCGACAAGGCGUCGCGGCCGGUGCAGGAGCAGGGCGGCGCCGAGGCCUGAGGAGGUCCCAGCCCCACGCGCCCGCCGCCAGCGAGUCCCCGCGGCCCCGCCGCUCCCCCGGACGCGCGGGGCGCACCUGCCCCCGCAGCAACCGCUGCCCCGGAGCCGGCCCGCAGCCUCGCCUGGCCCGCCGGGUCCCCUCCCUCCUGACACUCGCAAGGAUCGGUACAUUCAUGCAAAAUGCCCUGGCGUUCCCUAUCCACCUUGCUCUUCAGGGAGACAGUGGCAGUUCCAAAAGGAAAUACAUCAGGAAAUUUAUUGCGUUCUCCACGGCCCCUUACCCAGUAACCACUCAGGUGCGCGUUGCUCCCUCUGGCCGCCCACUCUGGACUUUUCUUUUUGGCUUUUUCCCUCUCGUCCCCAACAGUAAUAUGUACCUUAUGACAUCUGUUUUUAGGACUGUCCUGUCCGAUUGAGGCCUUUGUUCCCUGUAUUUGUAUUUCACUUUCUUUCAUACCAUUUUUUGAUAUUUCACCUCGUACUUAAAAACUAAGAGUUUUCCUGAAGAUUCUCCUUUACAUAUUUUCUUUUGUGCUCUCUUCAAGGGUUAUUUUGGAGAUGACUUUCCGGGAGUGUCUGUACUAACCACUUUGGGGAAAAGGCUAGAGAUAUGAAGCUGGAUCGAGGUGCUGGGAACAAAUGAGGGGCUUUUAUUUUCUGAAAAAUGUUCUGUGUUCUCCUUUUCCUAAGAGAAAGACAAAGGGAAAUCCCAUUGCUUCCCCUGAAUGUUGUUUGUGUCAAUUCUUGAGCAAAAUUUGAGUGUGUGACCUUGUCCGCAGUGGGCAUGUUUAUCCACUUAGCAGAGGCAAUCAGGUACUAGGUAACUAAAUCUCUAGAAAUCCAAGUUGCUGCCAUUGGUUUUCUUAUUCUUAAAUCUCUGGAAAGACUAAGGGAGUGGGACACAGAGCUAGCGUGUGCACAGAGUGAAAAGGAGGUGCCAAGGAAACUCAAAAAGAAAGGGUAGAGUUGAAAUUUUAAUUUGCAUUUUCUUUUUCUAGAUGCGAAUAGUGGUAAACACGUCCCCCUUUCUUCCUAAAUAAUGAGGCCUUGUAGAAGUGGAAGACAUUCCCACCAUUUCCCCAUGCAUUUAAAUUAAAAACCAAAUUCUCAGGCUGUGGCUAUAAGAAUACUUAUAUUAAAGGUGCUUUUCUGUUGCCCUCUUACGAGGAAACAGCAUAUGAGUCAGAUCGUAAGGUAUCACCUGGGUUCUUUCAUCAAUCGUGGCCAGUGAACAGUGGUUCUCAGACACCGGAGACAAGUUAAAACACGUAAGCAAAUUCAAAUUAACUUUGCACAUGUGGUAGGUUAUAAGCCCACCAAUGCCCAUCGUUGUCCACUUUAGUGGCUACAGAUGCCCAGCUGAAGAGAAUAACCAUCCAUCACUGGAUUCUCCCUCCUGGUUGCAGGACUCCUGGAAAUACUGGAGUGAGAGCAGUUGAUUACAGUUUGUUUUUUUUUUUUUUUUUGUAGAGACAGAGUCUCACUGUACCGCCCUCGGGUAGAGUGCCCUGGCGUCACACGGCUCACAGCAACCUCUAACUCUUGGGCUUACGCGAUUCUCUUGCCUCAGCCUCCCGAGCAGCUGGGACUACAGGCGCCCGCCACAACGCCCGGCUAUUUUUUUGUUGCAGUUUGGCCGGGGCUGGGUCCGAACCCGCCACCCUCGGCAUAUGGGGCUGGCGCCCUACUCACUGAGCCACAGGCGCCACAGUUUUUAAUAGCAAAGCAGAGGACAGCUGUGUUAUUUAUGAGAGGCCCUCCCCCUUAGCUGACAUAAAGAACUGCAGGAAAUAACUGCACUACCAGGUUGAUCCAGUGGUGGGAAUUUACUAUCUGUUCCACACAGAGAUACAAAAAUGGAAGAAACUAUUAUCCCUUUUGAUAUGAAAUAUAUAUAUAAAUAUAUAUAUAUAUAUUUUUUUUUUUUUUUGAGACAGAGCCUCAAGCUGUGGCCCUGGGUAGAGUGCUACGACAUCACUGCUCACAGCAACCUCCAACUCCUGGGCUUAAGUGAUUCUCUUGCCACAGCUUCCCAAGUGGGACCACAGGCACCUGCCACAACACCUGGCUUUUUUUGGUUGCAGCCGUCAUUGUUUGGCGGCCCAGGCUGGAUUCGAACCCACCAGCUCAGGUGUAUGUGGCUGGCGCCUUAGCCGCUUAUGCCACAGGCGCCCAGCCUUGGUAUGAAAUAUAUUAAACAGACAAAGUUAUAAUUCGCAAAGUGGAACAUUGAGCUAAAAACCCAACUUUCUGCUGUGACUAUCAUCUCACUGAGGCUAUUUCACACCGUGCUUUGCUUUCAUUUUCCCUUCCAUAAAAAGGCAGUAGUGAUAAUUUAUAAUAGUCUCCCUACCCAGAGAUAGCAAAAGGAUGCCACAGUGAAUAUGAGAGUACUUCAAGCUCCUUAAAUCAAAGGUGCUGUAUAAAUACAUAAGAAUCUACAUUUGGAAAAAGGUAAUAUGUAUUCUUCCCCACAAUAAUUCAUAACUAAUUCUGUAUUGAUCCAAAGACAACUAAGUGAUAGGAAAUGUAUCGCAAAUAUAAGUCUGUGUAUUAUAGAGAUGUUUGUGACAAAUGUAAAUGAAAUGAAGGCAAUAAGGAAAAUUAUUUGGGGGACAUGACAGAUUAAACUUGUAUUUGACCAUAA
Molecule: messenger RNA, 4887 nt
Organism: Nycticebus coucang (slow loris)
Lineage: Eukaryota; Metazoa; Chordata; Mammalia; Primates; Lorisidae
Gene: TNFRSF11A
Product: TNF receptor superfamily member 11a
Exons: 11
Coding region: 564-2240 (558 amino acids)
Biological process (GO): mammary gland alveolus development; positive regulation of bone resorption; response to interleukin-1
Cellular component (GO): external side of plasma membrane
Molecular function (GO): cytokine binding; tumor necrosis factor receptor activity
Source: RefSeq, a predicted model, not a curated record